This is a messenger RNA of Gigantopelta aegis, 1288 nucleotides long. RefSeq names its product protein FAM72A-like. Gene Ontology annotation, cellular component: cytosol. Bases 304 to 747 code for a protein of 147 amino acids. The transcript is spliced from 4 exons. The record is from RefSeq and is a predicted model, not a curated record. Lineage: Eukaryota; Metazoa; Mollusca; Gastropoda; Neomphalida; Peltospiridae.
UUGCAAAUAAUUCCAAAAACCACCCUGUCCAUUCAACUAUUGUUGAACAAGUGAAAUUGAGGUUUAGUAAGUAGUAUUUAGGGUUUCCCCAUCUCCUUGGAGAUUUGCAUCUCAUAUUUUGUCCAAUCAAAUUAUAGAUAACUAUCAUCAUUACACAAUUUAGCCAAUCGCGUUUGUGAUUUGUCAGUAAAAAUAAACCUUAUAACAAGAAGGGAAACACCUUGGCGUCUGUCAGCGUUCUCGGUUAAAAUCGUUUUGAUUUUUAAAUUUUGUUUGAGGUUGGCAGUUGUAAAUAUUGUUAAAAUGAGUAAAGUGGAAAUGCAUCCAACAUUCCGUCGAAAAGUAGUUUAUAACUUGGAAUGUUCUUCAUGUGGGUCGACGCUUUGCAAACGAGGAAUGCAGGCGGUGUUGUUGGCAGACACGAAGACGGAAAUGUUUUCAACUGAUGUACCAGUGGAAAAUGCCAUUGGCGUUAUUGACGGAUUGAUUUCAACAAGCAGCUGUGCAUGCAGGUUACAAGAUGUGGCAUGUAUUGUGUGUGGUAAUGUUGUAGGUUAUCAUGUUUGUCUCCCCUGUCGGAAAUGUCUUCAGUCGUGUAAUAACGGACACUUCUGGAUGUACUACAGUUCCGCUGUCCUGCCAGUUGAAAGAAUAGAUCAUUCAGGUGAACAGUUCUUGUUAUGGGGACAGCUUCCUAGAAUCCAUGACGAUACUGACAGUUUCCUUGAAGUCGAAUGUUGUCGAUGAUGUUCAUCCUGACAGCUUUUGUGAACAGUGGUUUCACUGGUGCUUAUUUAUUUAAAAUUAAGUCAGUCAUAAAAACACAUUAUUGUUCCUCAAUACAUAACUCUCAACAUCAACUUGUCAUAUAGAACAUGUGCUUUGCCAUUUUUACUUGUCAUAUCUAAACUCUGAUUAUCCUACCCAAAUGACUUUCCGGAAGCUUGUUAUUAUGGGUCAAAGGGUGACAACUCUUGGGGAAUGUGGUCAGAUGCCCCAGUGUGACAAAACCUAAUCUGUAGGUUCUUAUAGACCAAAUCAUUUCCUAUUGCCGAUCAUGUUAAUGUUUACUAAUAAAACUGAUACAAGCAGUGUAUCAACACACCCAGGAAGUACAGCAAUAAAAAGUGUGGCACCUCACAUGACAUCUAAUCUCUCUGCAAGAAAAUUGGGGGUCACAUACCAUUUAAGAGGUUUAAUUAAUGUUUUUAUUAGCAACUCAUUUUUGAUGAAAAUUGCAUUUCCAUUUUUGGGGGUACCCUGCAUUAGUUUAAAACCUCUGGUAUAU